AUGUCCAAAAAGCUCGUCGUGGUUAUCGGUGGUACCGGUAUGGUGGGAGGCUCUGUUGCUCGGAGCCUUCAAGACAACCCCGAGUGGCGCGUGAGGCUGACCACCCGGGACACAACAACAGCCAAAGCCAAGCGACGUAUUGACGAGGGAUUUGACGUUGUUAAGGCCAACUCCUGGAACUCUGAUGAACUGGACGCUGCCUUCAGAGGUGUCUAUGCCGUCUUCCUCAACACAGAUUCCGAUGAUGCCAACUUCAAGAACGAGAUUGGGCCUCCCGAGUCGGCCAUGGGGAAGCUUGUCAUUGACGCUGCCAUGAGGCAAGGCGUCAAAUAUUUUGCCUUUGCCGGGUUGCCUGAGGCUAAUCGCCUUACAAAGGGAGAAGUUUCCAUUCUAUCAUUCGAUAACAAGAACGCCAUUGCCAACUACGGUCGCCGUGCUGGUUUUGAAUCCUUCAUCGAGGUCAAUAUUGGCUGGGCAAUGGACAUAUUCUGGAUGGAGACGUACGGGAAGGCGUUUGGGGGGUUUGCAACCAUUCCAGACAAGGAAGGCUACCUGACCCUCAAGAUCUUCCCCAUGCCCAACAACCGAAUCCCUUGGACGUCAGUUCGAGAUGACUAUGGAGAUGUUGUCCAUGCGGUCCUUCUCAAUCCUGCAAAAUAUGACAAAAGGACCAUCUGGGCCAUUUCAGAUUACACUAGCCUCCAAGAUGUCGCAGAUGCCUACAAUACCUUUACGGGUACAACCGUUGCCAGGUCAAUCCCAGAGCUGGAGCCAAUGAAGGCGGCUACCCCAGGCAAGACCAAGGAAGUCAAUGGACUUCGCAGCUACUGUCUCUAUAUCAAGGGAAACUAUUGCAAUGGAGAACCUACAGAUGACAAUUUGCUAGUAGAAUCGAGGGGUUUGAAGAAGGAAGCAUCCAGAGCGCGAGGGCGCCGUGGGCAGGACAGCGAGUUGCAGACGAUUCCAGGGUUUAUUCGUACCUACUCCCCGGUUCAAUCUGCCAAUAAACUUUGA
Messenger RNA from Clonostachys rhizophaga, 1014 nucleotides. Lineage: Eukaryota; Fungi; Ascomycota; Sordariomycetes; Hypocreales; Bionectriaceae. The record is from the annotation of a GenBank genome assembly.